CCAAAAUGACUAAGAACCAGAGAGUGGCUUUUAGUUUCCAGAGAGACUGGGUGAGGGGAGGGGGGAACCAGUAGGGGAUGAGGUCCAUGGGAGUCCAUCAUCAUGCUGGUGGAGAAGCCCACGCGGAAUAUCGAGGACGUGGAUCAAGGGGGAAACCCCCCAAACCUCAUAGAUGCCAUGUUUCCCAUCUUUCCUCCAAUUUCGGCUUGCCUCCGGAUUCGCAGCCCCGGGACAGAUUCUUGCGGGACCUCGGGCGGCGCCCAGUGCUGCUGUGGACAGCUCAUUCCGCGGCGGUGGCAGCGGCGGCGCCGGGCGAGUCCCCGGCGCCGCCAGGGGGCGAGUAGGGUGCCCGCCGGCUCUCGGAGCGCCGGGCGCGCGGGCGCUGCCCUCCGGGAGGCCAGGCCGGGAAAGGCGCGCCCGCCAGGACCGCCUCUACCGCCGCCGCUGCCGCAGCCUGCCCCGGCCGCUACGUCCAGCCCCGCCCUCUGGCCCGUUCGGCCGCUCUGGGGGCCCCAGGGCUGGGCCGGGCGCAGCCGCUGGGCGCCCUCACAGGUGAUGGGGCAGCCAGCGCGCCCGACUCGGCGCGCCACCGGGCUUUGCAGGGCAGACACCCCGCGCUCCCUUCCCGCCCCUCCGCCGCGCUCUUGGCAGCCCGGGCUCUGCUCUCGCGGCCGCCCGGGUUGCCUGGCCGGUGACUGAGUAGGCCGCACCCUGGGCACAGCAAAUGGAGGACGCUGGCAUUUGAGAGGGGAACGAGGGAGGACGCAGCUCGGCUCCCAGCGUUCUCCCGGGCCCUCCGAAGCGGCCGCGGGCAGUGCGCUGGCGGGUCUCUGCGCCCUGGGGUUCUGGCCGCCCGGGUGCCGGGUGAGGGACCUAGCGCGAGGCCGGCAGGCGCGCACGCUGCGCACUUGCACCUGUUGGAGAGGGCCUCAACCUGCGCGGCCGGAGCGGACCUCCCAGAUAGACGCCACCCCGGCUGCGGUCACCUCCCGAAGCGGCCGCAUUUGGCUUUAGGAAAAUAAAACCAAAAAGUGGGUUUAUAGUUGCACACGUCGACUCCCCUAUGGGACAGCCAGUGAAGACCAUAUUUUGAUGUGGAUGAGCCCAAUAUGUGUGUCUUCGGGGGCCGGUGUAACCCCAUGUGCUGCUGCUUGUUGUGAGGCCAAAGCCUGAGACCUCGGGGGAUACUUGACGUCCCUGCUUUUCUUCGUGGCGCAGGCCAUUAGGGAAGCGGGUCUCUCAGCCUCCACUCUGCCAGCUGCUCCAAAUUCACAGUGGCUGAAAAGCUAAGGCCUCCCAGCAGAGGGUAAGGGGCCCCUUGUGCUGCUGGUGUCAUUGUCCACGACUCAUCACCAUGGCAAGAGAAGUUGGAGACUCCCUGUUGCAAAGGCAGAAGUGUGGCACCAAGCAAAGGUGGUAUCCCUGUGAUCAUUUUUCUGGCCAGGCCUGCAUCCCAGCCCACUCUCGAGCCACCACAGUGCCCUGUGGCCUUCAGACCAGGGCCCCUGGCUCAUUGUGGCGGAGCUGCCCAGCUGAGCAUUUUAUAGAAGAGUUUCCCACAUGCAGAAAAUGCACCAAGGCCUCCGUGAGCUUUUGAACACAGAAGAGGUAAAGACAACAGCAGGACCACCAGGAGCUCCCAGCAAGGGGUGGGUACAGAAAAGGAGAGUGCCCCUGCUUUAGAGCCUGGUGGGCCCUCUCCACUCACUUCAGGUAACUGAGCUCGUCUUCAGGGUAUUAUAAAUGUUCAACAGUUUCUGACUCUCUUAGGUUGGACAACAUUAAAGUCUCCUGGGUAGAUGCUAGGGACACACAUAAUAAUAAUACCACCAUUUAUUAUUCUCUUAAUGUGUGCACUCCAAGCUGAAUGAAUUCUGUGAAUUUUCCCGUUCAGUCCUUACAGCUUUCUAAGAGACAUAUGCUGUCGUUCUCCCCAUUUCACAGCUUAGGAAACUGAGGCUCGGAGAAAUGAAGUCACUAACCCCAGGUCUCACUUGGAUAGUUAGGAUUAAAACAGAUGCCUGUUUGUCUCCAGGGUUCGUACCUUCCAUCCCUCCUCCUACUAUCCCCUAAGGCCCUGAGCUGGGGGAGGGAGGGACAGUAGAGAGGAGGCCAUGCUGGCGGCCACCCUUGGUCAAGUUCAUCCUGCCUCCACACAGGUUGUCUUUCUGGUCUUGGGGACUGUGGCCUGAUGGUAGGCAAAGAGGCCUCCAGAUAUCAUGGCAGGGAGGUGGCGGCUCACCCAUAUUUCUGGUGGCUGAGCUCCCCUGCUGCUUGGGCUAACUGAUUCUGCCCCCCACCUUGAGCCCAGACAGUAAUUUCCCAGACCCUGGCCCCUCGCCCCUAGCAGGCAGGCAGUCAUGAGAUUGGGGACUCACCCAUAAGGUCAGAGAUGCCAAAUAAAAGUGGGCGGAGAACCUGCCAUGGAACCCA
Molecule: messenger RNA, 2433 nt
Organism: Mustela erminea (ermine)
Lineage: Eukaryota; Metazoa; Chordata; Mammalia; Carnivora; Mustelidae
Product: translation initiation factor IF-2-like
Exons: 2
Coding region: 103-699 (198 amino acids)
Source: RefSeq, a predicted model, not a curated record